AUUGCGACGGAAGUGAGUACUUUUCUUAAUAAUUUUUUAAAAACAUGGCGAAAGAAGACGAGCUGAAAGCAAGUGGAUCCCACGUGGGUAAACAAAAGGCCUUGAAGCGUUACUUUAAUACUGGGACCAACAGAGAGGAAACCCCAGCAAAAAAGAAACCUGUGCAAAAAGUGGCAAAAAAUGCAAGAGGCAAAAAGAAGAGUAAGAAGAUUGUCAUAUCUGGGAAAGAAGACCCUUUCGUAGGAGAUGUACCAGUUCCUGCCGGUAAACUGGAAAAAUUUUCACGUGGGGAAAAAAAUGAAUUGAAAAAUCUGUCAAGGGGAAGACUAAAAGAUAUAGUGAUAAAAUCAGAAGAAAACACAAGUUUGGCACAGAAGCAAGCAGCACGAUAUGACCUGUUGCUUCCAGAAGAGGCCGGGUUUUUAGAGGGUGAUGAUGGUGAAGAUACAUGUACAAUCUCUCAAGAAGACAUAGCAGAAGCAGUGGAUAUUACCGCUGGAUCUAAACAUUUCAAUCUCACUCUCAAUCAGUUUGGACCAUACCAGUUGGACUACACCAGUAAUGGCAGACACCUCAUUUUGGGAGGACGUCGUGGUCACAUUGCAGCAAUGGAUUGGCACACAAAGCAACUUUUGUGUGAGAUUAAUGUCAUGGAAACAGUUAAUGACAUCAAGUGGCUUCACACUGAAACUAUGUUUGCUGUUGCACAAAAAAAAUGGCUGUAUAUCUAUGACAACCAAGGAAUUGAACUUCAUUGUUUGAAGAAGUUUAAUGACGUUCUGAGAAUGGAAUUUCUACCUUACCACUUUCUGCUAGCCACUGCGAGUGCAACUGGAUUUCUGCAGUAUUUGGAUAUUUCAGUUGGAAAGGAGGUCAAUGCUAUAAACGCAAAAUGUGGGAGACUAGAUGUCAUGGCGCAGAACCCUCAGAAUGCCAUCAUACACCUGGGCCACCCCACAGGCACUGUGACCCUAUGGUCUCCCAGUCAGAAAGAACCAUUAGUAAAAAUGCUGUGUCACCGGGGAGGAGUGCGAUCUGUUGCGGUGGAUAACACUGGAACUUAUAUGGUGACUUCAGGUCUGGACAGAAAGCUAAAGGUGUUUGAUGUACGCACCUUUCAAGCUCUGAAAUCUUACGUUUUGCCAGCAGGAAGCAGUAGUCUUUCUAUUAGUCAGAGGGGCCUUUUGGCAUGUGGAAGUGGAAACACUGUCCAGGUAUAUAAAAAUGUUUGGGGAACCCCUGUCAAUAAACCUUACAUGGCUCACUCGGUGAAAGGAUCAGUUUGGGGAGUACGUUACUGCCCUUUUGAAGAUGUGCUUGGCAUCGGCCACACUAAUGGAUUUUCAAGCAUGCUUGUGCCAGGUGCUGGUGAGGCAAAUUUCGAUGCACUGGAAUCUAACCCCUUCCACAGUGUAAAGCAGAGACAAGAAUGGGAAGUAAAGGCCCUGUUAGACAAGAUCCAACCAGAACUAAUCAGUUUGGACCCAUCAUUACUUGGAAAAGUUGACAAAGCCACUUUGGAGCAAAGACACAAAGACAAAGUAGAAAGACUGGGAUAUGACCCUCUGUCUAAAGAAAAGUUUAUACCCAGAAAAAAAAUGAAAGGUCGAAGUUCAUCUGGAAGUACGCAAAAAAGGAAGAAGAAAGUUGCCUAUGAUGAACAAAGGGAGCUGAUCCAACAAGCUGUAGAAUCCAGGGAAAAAGCUAAGAAGGAACAAAUGAUCAAGGAGAAAAUUACUGCUCUGGGUAACAGGAAAGCAUUGGAUCGGUUCAAAAAGUCUGAAUAGAAAUGUUAAAAAGGAUUCAAACAAGAAAAUACCCAAAACUGCUUAAUUAUUUUACUACCAAUCCUGCUUAGAAGGCCCUGUCUUCUGCUGAGUGGAAAGAUUACAUUGAAUAUAGCAGGGUGAACUUAGAAAUGAGAGAUAACAACACAGAAUCUGUUUUUCAUGAAUGUUUUGAAAAUGGCUUUUUUUUUUAGUAUAUGUUUAGAGAAAAGGGUUAUGUAUAUAUUUAUAUAUCUGUACAUAUAUACAUUCAUGUUACCUACCUUGUAUGACAAUAGUGUUGAACCUUCUAGUGUCUAUUAAAAGAACACACAAUAAACAAAUCAUUCAAAAUAUA
Molecule: messenger RNA, 2124 nt
Organism: Polypterus senegalus (gray bichir)
Lineage: Eukaryota; Metazoa; Chordata; Cladistia; Polypteriformes; Polypteridae
Gene: wdr46
Product: WD repeat domain 46
Exons: 15
Coding region: 45-1787 (580 amino acids)
Biological process (GO): maturation of SSU-rRNA from tricistronic rRNA transcript (SSU-rRNA, 5.8S rRNA, LSU-rRNA)
Cellular component (GO): small-subunit processome; 90S preribosome; nucleolus
Molecular function (GO): protein binding
Source: RefSeq, a predicted model, not a curated record